AUGGCGACGGUUCACUCAUCGAGCGAGGAUGAUUUCAACACCACCAAUCAGGACAACUCGAGCAGUUGUGUUGCCUGCGAUCGUCCGGAUUCAGCGGACAAUAUGGUGGCCUGUGAUCAGUGCAAUUGCUGGUGGCAUCUUUCAUGCGCUGGUGUUAGCGCUGGCGUUUCAAAUAGGCCAUGGACUUGCAGCAAGUGCCUUCCUCUUCCGACGAAAACGAUGUCAGCGCGGACUUCAUCUUCCGUCCGAAAAGCAAAGCUCAAUUUAGAGCUAAAGCACCUGGAGGAAGAAAAGGAGAUCGAGAAAAGGAUCAAAAAGGCCUAUGUUAAGGAGCGCUACCGGAUCAUCGAGGAAUCCCUCAUUGAAGAGGAAGAUGAACAACAUAGUGUUCAUUCUCGGCAGCAUGCGAACCCUGCCGAAAAGUCUGAGCGUGUGACGGAGUGGGUAGCGAGCCAAGCUGGCCCCGAAUUGUUGGGCGCAGAGGGAGGAACAAUCCUCCGAGAAUCGUCAGCAAGAUUACCACUUCCGGAAGAAGCUGCGAAUGAAUUUCCAGAACGGCUAGAGCUAAUUGCAGACGCAAUCAGGAAAUUGCAACAACAGCUGCGCGACUGUCAGCAACACCAGCAGCCGUCAGCAGAUAAGUUAAGCGAGCUUGAGAAUCAGCUCCAACUGUGUCAGCGGGGAUUGAAAGGUGUUCGAGCUUGGCCGGAAGAAUCAAUCCGACUUCCGAAACCAUUUCCGGAAGCAUUGGGUGAUGGUCCUACACAUCCGACAGGAACGAUUCCGAAGAGCAAGCGUGUUGUUGCCCAACCCAGUCAGCAGAAGCCAUCCAUGCAAGCGGAUAGAAGGCAACCAACGAUAGAACCGGAAAGUGUUGCGCCGGAACUGAUGUUCAGACCUGAGGCUGUUCCGACAUCGUUAACUGUCGAGGAGCCAGUGCAAGUGCCGCAGAGACGGCAGCUGUUGCCGCCACAAUCAACGAGGCAAAUUGAUAGGGGAGUUCCAGGCAAUCCGAGGCCACUUGGGCCAACUCAAGAGCAGCGUACAGCGCGCCAAGUCUUCUCGGGGGAUUUGCCAACGUUUUCCGGAAAUCCCGCCGACUGGCCUGUUUUUAUUAGCCACUACCAGUACACCACAGAAGCCUGUGGUUUCAACAACGGCGAGAACAUGAUUCGCCUUCAACGAUGCCUGAAGGGUUCGGCAUGGGAGUCGGUUCGUAACAGGCUUAUACAUCCGGGAUCCGUGCCAGCAGCCAUCAAAAUGCUGGAGAAGCGUUACGGUCGACCGGAUUUGAUCAUCGAGACCUUAUUUGAGAAGGUUAGAUCCACACCCCCGCCGAAGGCUGAUAGACUCAACACUAUCAUCGACUUCGGGACACAAGUGCAGGGUCUCUGCGAACACUUGGAAGCCGCGGAUUUCAACGAUCAUCUGAACAAUCCCUCGCUGCUAAAGGAGUUGGUGAGAAAGCUCCCGACCGAAUACCAAAUGCUUUGGGGAAGAUACAUCAGAACGGUCGAGGCCCUGGACUUACGAACGUUCGGGACCUUCAUGGAUAAAACUGUCGACGAUGCAUACGCCGUGACGUCGUACACCGGCGAAUCGAAAGCCAGGCAGUCGAAGCCUGAAAGAUCCAAGCUGGACCGGAGUUUUGUGCACAGUGACGUCGCGGGAAAGUUCGAGAAGCCGAAGGAGCGGAGUAGCUGCCAAGGUGCAGCGGAGUUUAGAAAACGAGUUUUGACUUGUGCCGUGUGCCAGAAAGAGGGGCAUAAGUCCAGAGAAUGUCGAUCGUUCCAGAAGAUGACCGUCGACGACAGAUGUCAUGGGACUCGUUCGUGUAGAAACAACACUCGCUGCGGCGUGGAUGGAUGCGAUGCGCGUCAUCACGCACUUCUUCAUUCGGCGGAGAAACCAAAGGCAUCCUACAGCUCUGGUCCGAAUCCGAUAUCGAACUACGUUGUGCAUCACGUUCACCAGUCGUCGUUUCCAUCUUUACUGUACCGUGUUAUUCCAAUCACGCUCCACAACGGUAGUUUAUCCGUCGAUGCAUUUGCCUUCAUCGACGAAGGGUCUUCGAUAACAAUGCUGGAAAAGAGUCUGGCAGAAAAACUUCAACUAAACGGGCACUCCCACCCGUUGUGCUUGCAGUGGACAUCCAAUGUGACGCGGAUCGAGAACGAUUCGAAACGAGUGACGUUCGAGAUUUCCGGCAUCAAUAAAUCAAAGCGGUACAAGGUUUCAAACGUCGGAACAACCAAUUCCCUGAACUUACCAACACAGAGUUUGCCGUUCGAAGAACUCAAGUCACGUUUUAGUCAUCUUCGAGGAAUUCCGGUGGAUGGUUACGAGAAUGCCAGUCCGCAACUUCUCAUAGGAGUUGACAAUCUACGUUUGGUGGUUCCGCUCAAAGCGCGAGAGGGCGAAGUAGGAGAUCCAACUGCGGUACGCACCCGCCUGGGCUGGUGUGUACGAUGCAGUGAAGCUUAUCUGACGCUCGACGAAGUUGGAUCGAAAGUGUUCACGCCAGUGCUGAGUGACGAAGACACUCGAGCAACGAAAAUUAUAGAGGAGACUACAAAAAGAGUGGGCGAUCGUUAUGAGUCCGGCCUGCUUUGGAAGUACGACUUCGUAGAGUUUCCAGACAGCUAUCCAAUGUGUCUGAGAAGACUCCAAUGUCUCGAAACAAGAAUGGGAAAAGAACCGGCGAUGCGGGACAACAUAGUGCGUCAGAUCGAGGAAUAUCAGCAGAAAGGCUACUGCCAUCGAGCGACUCCGGAUGAGCUGCAACAGGCUGACCCCCGACGCACAUGGUACCUCCCCCUCGGCGCGGUCACCAAUCCCAAGAAACCCGGUAAGGUGCGGCUCAUCUGGGACGCUGCAGCCAAAGUCGACGGGGUGUCCUUAAACGCGAUGCUAUUGAAAGGGCCCGACCAGUUGACAUCUUUGCCUGCUGUAUUAUUUCGGUUCCGCCAGUAUCCGGUGGCAGUUUGUGGAGACAUCCGGGAGAUGUACCACCAGAUCCUGAUUCGUGAAGCUGAUCGAAGCGCUCAAAGGUUCCUGUGGCGGUCGGAUCCGAACCAGCAGCCAAAAGUUUUCGUCAUGGACGUGGCAACGUUUGGGUCGACCAGUUCACCAGCGACGGCCCAAUACGUUAAGAAUAUCAACGCCCGCCUGUUCGCCGAUCAGCUUAGCUUGUACAUCAGUUCAUCAGUGAUGUGCCCAACUAAGGGAGAAAACUCCGAACGUGUGCUUGGUAUUUUGUGGGAUACGGAACACGAUGAGCUGCGGUUCCCAACGAAGAUGCGGGAAGACAUGGUGAAGUUAAUCACUACACAGGAGAAACCAACGAAGCGACAGAUACUCCGGUGUGUGAUGACAAUGUUCGAUCCACUGGGUCUUCUAGCACCGUAUCUGAUCUUUGGCAAGCUCAUUAUCCAGGAAGCCUGGCGCAAAGAGCUCGGCUGGGACGAACCGGUGGACGAUGAAACGCACCAACAGUGGCUGAAAUGGGUCCAAAUGCUUGAACACAUCAACGAUAUCGGCAUCCAGCGAUGCUAUUUCCGAGAGGCGAUCAACGAGGUCGAAGUUCACACAUUUGUGGACGCCAGUGAGAUUGCAUAUUCCUGUGUGACGUAUUUUCGCUCAACGAACGCUGCCGGAGAAGUAAAGGUUGCGCUGGUAGGCGCGAAGUCCAAAGUUGCACCCCUGAAGGCGUGGUCGAUACCGCGCUUAGAGCUGCAAGCGUGUGUGUUAGGUGCACGUCAUAUGCGAAGUUUCAUCGAGGGACAUUCGUUGCAGAUCAAGAAGCGAGUGUUGUGGUCCGAUUCCGGAACAGCGCUGAGCUGGAUCAACGGAGAUCCCCGAAAGUUUAAUAGAUUUGUAUCGUUCCGAAUCUGCGAGAUCUUGCGGAGCUAA
Uranotaenia lowii is the source of this 3912-nucleotide messenger RNA. RefSeq lists its product as uncharacterized. The coding region runs from base 1 to 3912 and encodes 1303 amino acids. The record is from RefSeq and is a predicted model, not a curated record. Gene Ontology annotation, molecular function: zinc ion binding; nucleic acid binding. The transcript is spliced from 4 exons. Lineage: Eukaryota; Metazoa; Arthropoda; Insecta; Diptera; Culicidae.